Molecule: messenger RNA, 4018 nt
Organism: Dermacentor silvarum
Lineage: Eukaryota; Metazoa; Arthropoda; Arachnida; Ixodida; Ixodidae
Product: ubiquitin-protein ligase E3C-like
Biological process (GO): ubiquitin-dependent protein catabolic process; protein polyubiquitination
Molecular function (GO): protein binding; ubiquitin protein ligase activity
Source: RefSeq, a predicted model, not a curated record
GAUCUGUGUUCUUGAUGUUCGCUAUGAAAAAUCGCUUUCCAGCGCAUCGUUUGUUUUACCGUUGCCGCGACUGAGCUCACGGUAUUUUAGAAGGGGAGUUAUUGCUAAGGAAGAUCAGGUGCACGGAUCUAGGACAAGCGGCAAAAUAUAGCCAUUUAGCGGUGUAUAACAAUCUCUUUAGCCAAGGCCGAGUGGUCCUCGACGAAAUCUAGGUAGUACGAUGCUCGCGCCGUCGAAGCACGAGUAUGGAGCUCGCGCCGUCGCGUUCUUGAAGGAAGAAGGAACCGUGCCUGCUUGUCGUCUCAGAUUUUAAGUGCGUUUCGUCUCUUAGCCGUUAUUUGAGCCUAGCGUGCGGACACAGUAGGCGACUGAGCCUCGCGAUGAGAGAUGGCUGACGCCUUUUAACCGCAGUAGUCGAUUGCCGCUAAUGUCAACCUACGCCUGAGGCGCCCGUCUUAUCCCAACGACGCACGAUGUACAGCUUCGAGGGAGAAUUCAGGAAAAGGCCGCAGCAAUCACUGGGAGGUGCGAGCAAAAAGGUUGGCCUGGAUGACCUACUACGAAAGAGUGCUCUUCGGAGGCAAAAUCGUGAGGAGUGUCGGCGUCAAGAAGAGGCUGGACUCAAGAUCAAGGCCUUUGCCAGAGGUUUCCUAAGCCGCCAGCGUCUGGCUCGUGAACUUCGCCAGUGCUUCGAUGCAAGCUCGAGGGUUUCAAGUGACCUGGGCCCGCUUCUGCGCUCCCUCCCACUCUUUUAUGAUGCCAGUCUUGACAUGGAGCGUUUGGCCUGGUUGAGUCACCAAGUGCUGCUCCGUAAAGAUGAAGUGGCCAGCCAGGCGGAUGACCCUGUCUGGCGCCUGCGAAUUCGCCGCCUCCUGGCACUCAAUGUCACAUCCUUACUACGGCCGGGCUUCCCUACGGCACCUGCCCUGCGUCUCCUGGAGGUGUUCGGCUCGGCCGAGGUGUACCAUGGCUACUUACGAGGCACCACCUCGGAAGAAGAGUGGGCCACUCAGGUGCGGUCAUGGCUGCAGCACCUGUGGCUGCACCUGGCAUGCCAGUGCAACCUGUUCGCACAUUUGCAUCGGCUGCUGGAGCCACGGAUACCAGACCCGGGCCCCAAGGAAGAGGGUGUGCCUCAGGUGGUGACACCACAGGCGCAAGCCAUGAUGGACCUACUCCUCCAGCCUCUCAGCAAACCUGUGGCUGACGGCUCAGAAUGUGGUGACUAUCAGCGCGAGAUCAUUGCCUGUCUCCUGAAAGGCAUUCUUGGCGACUGCCCCCAGGUUGUUCGAGUCGUGUUGCCCGCACUGGCGAGUCGGUGGCCCUACCCUGGCGAGCCCCUGCUUCGAGCCAUACUUGGCCUGAGGCCUUCGCCGUGGCUGUUUCAAGCCCUGCUGCGGCUGUCAUCACCUGCAGAGCCGCUGUUCAUUGCUGCUGCGGCACACCUGUCGCCCUGCCUCACCCGCAAAGUGACAAAGCUGUGUUGCGGCGAAGCUGACUUGAGAAAACCGGGUUCCAUUGUGCCACACCCAUUAGACCCUUGCCCAUUUUUCCUGCUGAAAUAUUCGGAGAGGUCCAGCCGCGAAGAUCUGGAAGCGGACGAGUCGAGUCCAGCCGACGAGGCCUGGAGUGACGGCGGCGGCUCGUCCUCCACAUCUCUCGCCGACGAGGCGCUGGAAGAUGUGCUGGAGCAGCUCAACGCGCCGGCCACCGUGAAGACCAUCUUGGAGGCUGCUGCAUCCAGUCGCGAGAACCUUCCUACACUGUGCCAGCUAGGUUGGGCCCUGGUGCAGUGGCGUCCACUGGCCCUGCACCACUUCCGGCUGCUCUACACGUUGGCCUUCCGCCCGCAGUUCCUGCGGCAGCUCUGGGUGGCACUCAAGGAUGUUCGCGCUCCAUCACUGUUCGUGCCUGGUGGGACACCAGUUAUGCAGCUGCUGUCAUCUGGGAUAUGCCCGCCAGACAACUGGGCUGAGCCCUUUUCGAGCCAGCUGAACCUUUUCUGCAGCCUGCUGGCCCACUUGCUACCAACACUGCAUGAUGUCGAGUUCUACGAGUCUUCUGCAGGGGAUCCAAUGCCCUUCUCGCUGGACGAGCUGGUGUCACUGAUCGCGCAGCUGCGUGAGCUCUGCCUGGGGCUGCUGGAGCUCUGCUUUCCUGACACCCGGACUGGCCUGACACCCCAGCAGCUGCAGUACUUGAAGACCCUGUGGAGACCCAUGUUUGAGUGUGUAGUCUCACUGCUGCGACAGCUGUACGCUCGGGAUUCAAGGCGUCCCUUCUGCCCUGAUGGCCACUGGGUUUCACCUCGGACAGCCAUCUGUCCCGAUCGGGUGCCAGGCUGGAACCUGGAAAUUCAACGGCUACCAACAUGUGGCGCCGCAGCGUUGACUCGAAAACAGCUUGAGGAAGGUGGGCCACCACUCUCUACCACCGAGCUUCGCAGUGCGGCAAUCCUCCAGGAGAUGCCCUUUGCUGUGCCAUUUCCUAUCCGUGUUAGGGUGCUGCAGAGCCUGAUAGCUCGCGACAAGUCGGAGAACAAUCGUGAGCAGUCCCACUUUCUCCUGGGCCCCCAGAUAGAGGUCACAGUGCGGCGAGACUACAUCUACGAAGACGCCUUCGAGAAACUCUCGGGCGAGCCCAACCUCAGGCUACGACUGCGUGUUCAGCUCGUCAAUGUGGCAGGUCUCGAGGAAGCAGGCAUUGAUGGUGGCGGGCUGCUACGGGAGUUCAUUGCUGAGCUGAUGAAGACGGCGUUUGAUGCGAACCGGGGCCUCUUCCGGUGCACGCACGACCGGCGUCUCUACCCGAACCCGGCUGUCGGGCAGUUGCCAGACUAUGCCGACGGGCGGGCGACACGCCACUACGCCUUUGUUGGCCGUCUUCUCGGCAAGGCUCUCUACGAGGGAAUGCUGGUGGAGCUGCCAAUGGCCCACUUCUUCCUCGCCAAGUUGGUGGCUUCUGGGCGUGGCGACCUCGGCCUGCAUCACUUGGCGUCCCUUGAGCCGCUCGUCUACCGCAACCUCUUCUUCCUCAAGAGCUACAAGGGUGACGUGGCCGACCUGGGGCUGGACUUCACCGUGGUGACAAGUCAGCUGGGCAACAGCACGGUGGAGGAGCUGAAGCCCAACGGGGCCACGAUUCCAGUGACGGCUGCAAACCGCAUAGAGUACAUGCACCUGCUUGCCGACCACUUGCUCAACGCUCAGCUGCGGCAGCAGUGCCUUGCGUUCCGGCAGGGCUUGGAGGAGCUCCUGCCAGGCCACUGGUUGCGCCUGUUUGCACCGCAUGAGCUUCAGGUGCUGGUGUCGGGCGCCCAGAGCCCUGUCGACCUGGAGGACCUGCGCGAGCACACCCACUACGAGGGCGGCUACAGCCCUACGCACCCCGUCGUCCAGGCCUUCUGGCGCGUCUUGGCAGGCUUCGACGAACGCCAGCGGCGCCUUCUCCUCAAGUUCGUCACCAGCUGCUCACGGCCGCCGCUGCUGGGAUUCAAGGACCUGGUGCCCCAAUUCUGCAUCCACUCGGCCGGGCCGGAGCCGGGGCGCCUUCCCACCGCGUCAACAUGCAUGAACCUGCUCAAGCUACCUGAGAUCACCGAUGAAGCACAGCUACGUGAAAAGCUGCUUUACGCCAUCGAGUCGGGUGCUGGCUUUGAGCUCAGCUAACGGCAACGUGCACCACUCCAGGUCACGAGAAGAGGCGUUGAACAAACAGCAUGUUCAGGUUGUGCUGGGGCACUUUGUGGCUUGCUAUUGUGUACCACUGCGGCUUGCGAAUGGCUUGCCGGUGGUUUGCCAGCGGCUUGCCAGUGCCCGCUACGAAGACGUACCUCGCGGAGGUUGCAAAGCAGCAUUCCACUGCCGGCAGCACCUCCCUGCUUGUGAUAUAAAUGGGGGGCCAGGAGUUGGGGGUGUGGCCUCUGAAACCACACUACGAACUGACAGCUGCGGAAAGCACGCACGUUUUACCGCAAGCCAAUGAUGUAUAAAAGAAAUAAAGAUUUAUGAACUACGUA